Messenger RNA from Biomphalaria glabrata, 1992 nucleotides. Its product is annotated as protein disulfide-isomerase A3-like. Gene Ontology annotation, molecular function: protein disulfide isomerase activity. Lineage: Eukaryota; Metazoa; Mollusca; Gastropoda; Planorbidae. Gene Ontology annotation, cellular component: endoplasmic reticulum. The record is from RefSeq and is a predicted model, not a curated record. The transcript is spliced from 13 exons. Gene Ontology annotation, biological process: response to endoplasmic reticulum stress; protein folding. The coding region runs from base 83 to 1570 and encodes 495 amino acids.
GAUUGGUGAAGUAGCGGAUUCUUCCUUUCAGUUGUAAAGAGAAGAUAAGACGGUACUGAUUGAGACAGUAGAAAGAAGAAAAAUGAAACUUUACAUUACUUUAUUAUCUUUGUUUGUCUGGACAGCGUUAGCUUCCGAAGAUGACGUACUUGUAUUUACUGCUGCCAAUUUCGAUACCGAAAUUGUGAAAUAUGACGUUAUUUUGGUAGAAUUUUAUGCCCCAUGGUGUGGUCACUGUAAGAAUUUAAAACCAGAAUAUGAAGCAGCAGCUGGAGUACUUAAGAAAGCAGACCCCCCUGUAGCUCUUGCCAAGGUUGACUGUACCGAGGAGAGCAGCCUUUGUUCUAGGUUUGGGGUUAGUGGCUACCCAACUCUUAAAAUUUUUAAGAAUGGUGAAUUUUCAAAGGAGUUUGGUGGUGAAAGAAGGAAAGAUUCUAUUGUCAAGGAGAUGAACAAAGAAGCUGGCCCUGUUUCUAAGUUACUAUCAACGGUAGAAGAAGCUCAAAAAUUUUUAAGCAAGGACACAGUUGGUGUAAUAGGAUUUUUCUCUAGUGAAGAUAGUGCUGAUGCUAAAUCAUUUUUGAAAGUAGCAGACCAGGUUUCUGAGGUUAGGUUUGCACAUACUGUCAGUGAUGAAGUUAAGAAAGAACUAAAGCAAACUGAUGGUGUAGUCCUGUUCAGGCCAAAGGUUCUGCAAAGUAAAUUUGAAGAAGCUGAAGUUCGUUUCACAGAUACAAACACUGCCAAGUUGAAGUCUGCUAUUGAAUCUGAAGCAUUGGGUCUCUGUGCUGAACGUACUCAAAGCAAUGCAGCUAAUUUUGGAAAGCCUCUGUUUGUUGCUUACUACAAUGUUGAUUACACAAAGAACCCCAAGGGAACAAAUUAUUGGAGAAACAGAAUAAUGAAAGUGGGCAAGCAGAUUCGUGAUGAAGGCAAAACAGUCUACUUUGCCAUAAGUAACACUGAUGAGAUGAGCAGAGAGUUAGAAGAAUGUGGUAUCACUGAGAGAGAUGGAGAUAAACCAGUGGUGUGUGCUUGGGACAGUCAAAACAAAAAGUUCAGAAUGACAGAAAAAUUUAGUGUUGAGGCUUUUGAACAAUUCAUUCGUGAUGUGUUAGAUAAUAAAGUUGAGCCAUACUUGAAAUCCGAACCAGUUCCUGCAGCAAAUGAUGAACCAGUCAAGGUUGUAGUUGCCAAGACAUUUGACAGUAUUGUCAAUGAUGAAAGCAAGGAUGUACUUAUUGAGUUUUAUGCUCCUUGGUGUGGACAUUGUAAGAGUUUAGCUCCUAAAUAUGAUGAACUUGCUGAAAAGUUGAAAGAUGAACCAAGUAUUGUUAUUGCUAAAAUGGAUGCCACUGCUAAUGAUGUACCAAGUCCUUAUGACGUUAGAGGAUUCCCUACCAUUUACUAUGCUCCUAAAGGCAACAAAAGUUCACCUAAAAGAUAUGAGGGUGGCCGGGAAGUAGAUGAAUUCAUUAAAUAUCUCGCCAAAGAGUCCACUGAUGGCUUACAGGGUUACUCUAAGGAAGGCAAGAAAAAGAAGGCCAAGAAAGACAAGACUGAUUUGUAGUGAAAUGUCCACAUAGUUUUGCUUGCCAUGUUUUUUUUUUUUGUCUUCACAUCAUAUUCCAUAUUCAGUUGUGAGAGUGUUCAGAUGUUAGCAUUGGUAUCCGUUGAAUGAUAUUGUUGGUAAGAAAUGUGUUUACUGGAAAUGUUAAUUGCUUUCUCCUGGUUAUUUGAUGGUACUAAUAUCUUCCAUAACUGUUGCUACAUUAGUAGACCACUGGGAUAUAAAAUGACUGUUUGACACUUUAAGCAAUUGAAUCUGUUAACUGCAAAGUGUUUUAUGUAUGUUGAACUGUGUUUGAUUGUCAAGCCUGUAUGUGAUAUGUGAACAUUAAAUUAUCUCAAGUUAAGACAUAAUGAAGUUCUAUGAAUUAUUGAGUGGCUGUAAGAGUUGGCAAUUAAAAGUUUUUUUUUGUUUUUUUAUAA